Molecule: messenger RNA, 5315 nt
Organism: Thunnus maccoyii (southern bluefin tuna)
Lineage: Eukaryota; Metazoa; Chordata; Actinopteri; Scombriformes; Scombridae
Product: AP-3 complex subunit beta-2
Exons: 27
Coding region: 141-3536 (1131 amino acids)
Biological process (GO): intracellular protein transport; vesicle-mediated transport; anterograde synaptic vesicle transport
Cellular component (GO): AP-3 adaptor complex; membrane coat
Source: RefSeq, a predicted model, not a curated record
CCCCUCCUCACAGAUCUGUGUCUGUGCGCCUUUAAGAGCUCUACAUCCUGCUGCCUUCUGCACUAAAUCUCCAUCGCUGCCCUGUGAGGGGGAGAGAGAGAGAAAAAAAAACAAAAAAAAACACACAGAAAGCCACAGCAAUGUCCGACCGCUCUGCUUUCAACGACGAGAAAGGGGGCUCCUCCAGCGUCGGAGAGCCUGAAUAUGGUCACGACCCGGCGAGCGGAGGGAUUUUCUCCUCCGACUACAAAAGACAUGACGACUUAAAGGAGAUGCUGGACAGCAACAAAGACUCCUUGAAGCUGGAGGCAAUGAAGCGGAUCGUGGCUAUGAUCGCCCGAGGUAAAAACGCAUCAGAUCUUUUCCCUGCUGUGGUGAAAAAUGUGGCCUGUAAAAAUAUUGAGGUGAAGAAGCUGGUCUAUGUGUACUUGGUGCGUUAUGCCGAGGAGCAGCAAGAUCUCGCUCUGCUCUCCAUCUCCACAUUUCAGCGAGGCUUGAAGGAUCCAAACCAGCUGAUCAGAGCCAGCGCCCUGCGAGUCCUCUCCAGCAUCCGAGUCACUAUCAUCGUCCCCAUAAUGAUGUUGGCCAUCAAAGAAGCUGCUUCAGAUAUGUCUCCAUACGUCAGGAAGACAGCUGCUCACGCAAUCCCCAAACUCUACAGUUUGGAUCCAGAACAGAAGGACCAGCUGAUUGAAGUCAUAGAGAAACUGCUCGCUGACAAAACCACGUUGGUUGCGGGAAGCGUCGUUAUGGCUUUUGAGGAGGUGUGUCCGGAGCGAAUCGACCUGAUCCACAAGAACUACAGGAAGCUGUGUAACCUUCUGAUCGACGUGGAGGAGUGGGGGCAGGUCGUCAUCAUCAACAUGCUGACCCGCUACGCCAGGACCCAGUUCCUCAACCCAAACAUCAAUGAGUCCCUGCUGGAGGAGGGAGGAGGCGGGGAGAAGACCUUCUACGGCUCUGAUGAAGAUGAGGACGAGGAUGAGGAGGAGAAGGAGAAGAAGGCUGAGGCUGCAGUAAUGGCCAAGAGGAAGCCGUACGUGAUGGAUCCAGACCACCGGCUGCUGCUGAGGAACACUAAGCCACUCCUGCAGAGCCGCAACGCAGCUGUGGUGAUGGCCGUGGCUCAGCUGUACUUCCAUCUCGCCCCUAAAGCAGAGGUCGGGGUGAUCGCCAAGGCUCUAGUUCGUCUCCUGAGGAGCCACAGUGAAGUUCAGUUUGUUGUUCUUCAGAACGUGGCAACAAUGACGAUCAAGAGAAGGGGGAUGUUUGAACCGUACCUAAAGAGUUUCUACAUCCGCUCCACAGACCCAACCCAGAUCAAAGUCCUUAAGCUUGAGGUUCUCACCAAUCUGGCCAAUGAGACGAACAUUUCCACCAUUCUCAGAGAGUUUCAGACUUACAUCAAAAGUAUGGAUAAAGACUUUGUGGCUGCCACAAUUCAAGCUAUUGGCCGCUGUGCUACCAAUAUCGGUGAGGUGAGGGACACGUGUCUGAACGGCCUGGUGCAGCUGCUGUCCAACAGAGACGAGCUAGUGGUUGCAGAGUCGGUGGUUGUUAUCAAGAAGCUGCUGCAGAUGCAGCCGGAGAAGCACAGUGACAUCAUCAAGCACAUGGCGAAGCUAACGGACAACAUCCAGGUGCCGAUGGCGCGGGCCAGUAUUCUGUGGCUGAUUGGAGAAUACUGUGAACAUGUACCUAAGAUCGCCCCGGAUGUCCUGAGAAAGAUGGCCAAGUCGUUUACUAACGAGGAGGACAUCGUCAAGCUACAAAUCAUCAACUUGGCCGCCAAGCUCUAUCUCACCAACUCCAAACAGACCAAACUGUUGACACAGUAUGUUCUGAACUUGGCCAAGUAUGACCAGAACUACGACAUCCGUGAUCGGGCGCGCUUCAUUCGCCAGCUCAUUGUGCCCACCGAGAAGAGUGGAGCCCUUAGCAAGUACGCUAAGAAACUGUUUCUCGCCCUCAAGCCAGCACCCGUCCUCGAGUCUCCAUUUAAAGAUCGAGACCACUUCCAGUUGGGUUCAUUGUCCCACCUGCUGAAUGCCAAGGCUGGGGGCUACCAGGAGUUGCCCGACUGGCCUGAAGCCGCCCCAGACCCCUCCGUGCGCAACGUGGAGGUGAAGGAGUCUGUGCCUGAAUGGACCAAAUGCAGCAGCAGGGAGAAGAGGAAGGAGAAGAAAGUGGAGAAGCCGUUCUACUCCGACUCAGAGGGCGAGUCUGGGCCCACGGAGUCCGCCGACAGUGAGUCGGACUCUGCCAGCGACUCGGAAAGCGCCAGCGCCAGCGAGGAGAGCGGGUCAGGAUCGGAGAGCGAAGAGAGUGAAGAAGGCUCCGAGUCUGAGGAAGAGGAGGAAGAUGAAGAGGAGAAGGAGAAGAAGAAGAAAAAGAAAGAGUUUAAGAAGGCAGCGCAAGAGAGCGAAAGCGAGCAGAGCAGUGAAGAGGAAGAGAGGAAGCACGAGAGGAAGAGUAAACAGCGUAAGAGCGACUCUGAGUCAGAAUCUGACGAAGAGGAUGAAAGCGAAUCCGAGAGCAGCCAAUCAGAGUCUGAAGACUCCGAGUCUGAGACAGAAGUCAAAAAGAAAAAGAAGGCAGCUGAAUCUAAACCUCCUUCCAAGCCUGUCAAAAAAGAGAGCAAGAAAGAGAAGAAAGAAAUGUCUCUACUCGACCUUGAUGACUUUGAACCCGCUCCCUCUCCUCAAGUGACGCCCGUCAACUCGUUCCUGUCCAACAGCCUUGUGACCGACCUGGAGGGAUUAUCUUUGUCUGACGCUGUUCUCUCCCCGGCUACCAUCGCUCCCUCCAGCGCUUUGAAGAACUAUGAGCUGCUGCACCGCAUCACGGGCGAGGGUCUGUCGGUGGAGUACUGCUUCAGCCGACAGCCGUUCAGCCCGGACGCUAACAUGGUGGCGGUGCAGAUGCAGUUCACCAACAACGCCACCUCCGACACCAAGAACCUGCACAUUGAGGACGUGAAGCUGCAAUCUGGGAUGAGGGUCAAAGAGUUCCCGGAGAUUGAGCUGCUGCCAGCAGGCGAGACGGCCACAGCUGUGAUGGGCAUCGAUUUCUGUGACUCAACACAAGCGGCGAACUUCCAGCUGUGCACUCACACCAGGAAAUUCUUCGUGUCGAUCCAGCCGCCAGUCGGAGAGCUGAUGAAGCCUGUUUUUCUGACAGAGAAUGAGUUUAAAAAGGAGCAAGGUCAGCUGAUGGGUAUGAAUGAGAUCACGGAGAAGCUGACCCUCGACGUGAAGUGCCGGGACGAACACGCCAUCGUCCAGAGGGUGACCGCCGCCGCCAACCUCAGCAGAGUCCCCUGCGGUUCAGAUAAGGAAUGCAGUCCUCCUGUUCCUCCUCCUCCUCCUGAUCAUCCUGUCCACAGGUUCGCCGGCAGGACGGUCACCAGCGGCAGCUUGGUGUUGGUCACCGUGGCGACCAAAGAGGAAGGUGCCGCCCAGCUGACGGUCAACUGUGAGAAAAUGGUGAUCGGCACCAUGCUGGUGAAAGACAUCCUCCUGGCUCUGACGCAGUGACGCGUGACGGCGCCCGACCUUUGCCCCUCUGCCCCCCCCCCCCACCUCCCCACUCCACUCACCUCGCACAUACCGUCCAAGACUCCGUUCUCCUGUCCGCCGUGUCAGUGAGGAAGUUUCCAGAAUGUUUAAUUCCAGUUUGUUGUUUUGUUUAAGAGCCGCCACUUUUAGAAAUUACUCCUUGAAACACUGAAUGCCACAGCUGUACGACGUAUUUAUGACAAUCAGACACAAUUUAUGCCAGACCUGAUAUGAAAUCCCUCUCUGCUUUCUAAUGUUUUUUUUAUACAUAUAAUCAAAAAAUACUUAUUUAGCAACAUAUUGUACUUCCUCGAGGAGCCAUAAGAGAUAAGUGUUCAAAAACACGACAGGAGGUGAGCUCCAAGUUUCAACACCUUGACAAAAAAAGGUCAACACAAGGUCCACUUCCUUUGCUUUCUCACAUCUCAUGGUCUUCCUCAGCAGAUGGAGCCGCUCAGUCGUCUGGACUGAGUCUGAACGAACACAGACGACAUCAGCCGUCUGUUCACAGCAACCUCAUUAUAUGAUUACCUGUAACAAUGUGACCAAAAAUGUCCCUACUUAGGUCACGUGAUUAUAACUGAGCAAACUCCAUCCGCUCCGUCCUCCAUGAGGAAAACUCAAAGGAAGAGGAGCUCGUGUUGAUAUUUCUAAACAUUGUUACUGUGACGUUAUGAGAAUAUAAAAAAAAAACACACAACCAGAGAGAGAACCAGAUUAUUACAAACAUGUCAGAGUCUGAAAAAAAUAAAACUUCGAAAUAAUACAGUUUCAAACAAAACAUCUGCUUGAGAGGAGUUUUUUAAUUAAUUAGAAUGAGGUGCCCGAAUAAGUGAUGUAAUUCUUAUUCUUUAACAACACAAUUUAUAAUAAAUAGCUUGUUAGUUAUCAGCUGUCAGACUAUUAAAAAAUGUAGAUAAUAAACUGUAAGUCAUAGAAAAUAAAGGUGUAAAUUCUCCAACAGGUGAAAGAUCAGUUUAGUAAAUUCUCAUCAUCAUAUUUUCAGUCAUUACUUGAAUGUGGCAUGAAGGCUCGACUGAGACAACGAGCACCUGUAACUGAAUCAUUUUGACGCAGUAAAUGUUAAUAAUCAAUAACUCACUGAUCCCGAUCUGCAUCCCAAAUUCUACCAUUUGCCUACAGUAGCCGUCAUAGUGCACACGUUCAUCACAGUAAGUGGGGCAUUUAUAAAAAGUCAAAAUGUAUAAAUGUUACUGUAUGUAUUGCAACAUGUAAUACAGUACUACUAUAAGGUGUGGUGUGUGUGUGUGUGUGUGUGUGUGUGUGAGUGUGUGAGUGUGUGUGUGUGUGUGUGUGUGUGUGGGUGUGAUGACACUCAAUAUUGACCUGGCAAACAUUAACUCGCUGUUUUGAACAUUGACUCUCGUAACACUUGACUUGAAAUCUUUGUGGAGGAUCUUAAAGGUGCAGUGUGUAGAAUUUAUUGGUCCUCUUCCAUGUUGCACCGCCAUGUUUCUACAGUAGCCCAGAAGGGACAAACCAAACACUGGCUCUACAGAGGGCCUUUUGCGUUUUUCGCAGCCACUGUAGGUUUUGAAGGGGAGGGUGAUGGCGAGGGGGGACGAAGGGUUGCAAUCUGCAACCUCACCACUAGAUGCCACUAAAUCCUACACACAGGUCCUUUAAGCACAUGAUCAACCCCCCAAGAGACAAACACUAGAGCUGCAGUCGAUUAAUCGAUUAGUUGCCAACUAUUAAAUUAAUAGGCAACUAUGUUGAUUAUCGAUUAAUCAUUUG